Danio rerio (zebrafish) is the source of this 4086-nucleotide messenger RNA. The record is from RefSeq and is a predicted model, not a curated record. NCBI's taxonomy places the organism in Eukaryota, Metazoa, Chordata, Actinopteri, Cypriniformes, Danionidae.
AGGAAGGGCGGGGCAUGCAGUCUCGCUGCUCGUGUGUGUUUUUCGAGGGGAAAGAGCCGCUGGAGCGAUUCGAGGCCUUACAUCUACUUUCUAUGAACGAAACAGGAAUAAACACGUCUUAUUUCGUAGUUUUCCCCAUGCAGGAAGCAAGAGUCGCUGGAUAAAAACACACGGAGGUCGAGCAAUGGUUAAACGGUGUCAAAGUCUCACAUGAUUCUCAUUAAAUGUGGAGAAUGUAGAGACAGGACGUGAAUACGAUCAGCUGGUUUAUUUUUUAAUUUGUUUUAUUUUGAGAAAAUGGCCUACACGAAUUAUAGCUCGCUAAAUCGAGCUCAGCUCACCUUCGAGUAUCUUCACACAAACUCGACAACCCACGAGUUUCUUUUCGGAGCUUUGGCUGAACUUGUGGACAACUCAAGAGAUGCGAAUGCAACAAGGAUAGACAUCUACACAGAGAAGAGACCGGACCUGAGAGGCGGGUUUAUGCUUUGUUUCCUUGAUGAUGGCACUGGAAUGGAGCCCAGUGAAGCCACGCAUGUCAUCCAGUUUGGAAAAUCUAGCAAACGAUUCCCAGAGUCCACUCACAUCGGCCAGUAUGGAAACGGAUUAAAGUCGGGUUCCAUGCGUAUCGGAAAGGACUUCAUUCUUUUCACCAAAAAAGAUGAGAAAUUAACGUGCUUGUUUUUGUCACGAACAUUUCACGAAGAAGAGGGUCUGGAUGAGGUUAUUGUCCCAUUACCAAGCUGGGAUGCAAAAACCCAGCAGCCUCUGACUCAAGACACAGAGAAGUACGCUACAGAGACUGAACUCAUCUUCAAAUAUUCACCCUUCAAGAACGAAGAGCAGCUUUUCCGCCAGUUCAAUAAGAUCGAAGGACCCAGCGGUACUUUGGUUGUAGUUUAUAACUUAAAGUUGAUGGAUAACCGAGAGCCAGAACUGGAUAUCGAGACAGACCACCAGGAUAUUAUGAUGGCCGGGACGCCUGUAGAAGGAGUGAAGCCAGAGAGAAGGUCUUUCCGUGCGUAUGCAGCCGUCCUGUAUAUCGACCCCAGAAUGAGGAUCUUCAUUCAAGGGCACAAAGUCAGAACCAAGCGACUGUCCUGUUGCCUGUAUAACCCUAGGAUGUACAAAUACACAUCAACACGCUUUAAAACCAGAGCAGAGCAAGAGGUCAAAAAGGCGGAUCAUCUUGCGAAACUCGCCGAGGAAAAAGCACGAGAAGCGGAGAGUAAAGCUCGCAUGCUCGAGAUAAAAGUUGGUGAUGAUUUAUCCAAAGAAGCCCGAGCGUCGCUGAGAAAGGCACAGGAUUCCGCUGUUGCGUUACGAGCCGAAGCUACUAGAAAACAAGCCAUCCAUGCAUCCAAACAAAAAGCUUUGAAAGAGCCCAAGGAACUGAACUUUAUAUUCGGCGUGAACAUCCAGAGACGAGACCAGGAUGGGAUGUUCGUCUAUAAUUGCAGUCGUCUCAUUAAAAUGUAUGAGAAGACGGGACCACAGCUGGAGGGAGGAAUGGCCUGUGGGGGUGUUGUAGGAGUGGUGGAUGUUCCCUAUCUAGUGCUCGAGCCAACGCACAACAAGCAGGACUUUGCAGAUGCUAAAGAGUACAGACAUUUACUGAGAGCCAUGGGAGAUUAUCUGGCCCAGUACUGGAAGGAUAUUGGUAUAGCUCAGAAGGGUAUAGUGAAAUUCUGGGAUGAGUUUGGGUAUUUGUCGGCCAACUGGAACUCCAACCCGUCGAAUGAAAUUCAGUUUCGCCGGCGGAGAGCCAUGGAGAUACCAGUCACCAUCCAGUGUGAUAAGUGUUUGAAAUGGCGGACGUUGCCGUUUCAGAUGGACGCCGUGGACAAGCGCUAUCCUGACAGUUGGGUGUGUUUAAUGAACCCGGACGGAUCCCAGGACAGGUGUGAUGCCGCGGAGCAGAAGCAGAAUCUGCCCGUCGGCAUUUUGAAAAAAGACCUCAAGUCUUCAGAGGACAAACAGAAAGAUCUGACGGAGAAAAUCCGCCAGCAGCAGGAGAAACUGGAGGCCAUGCAGAAAACCACAACAAUAAAGUCAGCAGCUGAUAUCAAACGGCUCCCUCUAGAAGUCAGUGCAAAAACUACAGAAGAGCGCUCACCUCAGCCAACGCGCUCAUCCCAGCGAGCAGCGCCCCGCCCCCGCUCGCCACCUCUUCCAGCAGUGGUCAGGAGAGCUGUCAGUCAACAGCAGAUCGUAAAAACUCCUCCCCCGAAACCAGCUCCACCCUCAAGGCCUACCCGGACUCCACCGGCUCCUCCGCCCAAAGCCAAGUCAUCUCCAGCUCCUGCAAAAAAACCCGCCCCCAAACAUGUAGCUCCGCCCCCUCCACCGCCCACAAAGACGCCAGCUCGCAGAAGUGCUGCACAGAGCCGCACUCCUACACCAUCAUCCGCCAAGUCUGCAGCCAAACAAACUCCAACCAACAAGAAAGCAAUUAUAAAGAAGGGUCGAGUCCAGGAAGAGGAUGAGGAAGAGGAAGAAAGCGAAGAGGAGGAGGAAGAGGAAGAAGAAGAGGAGGAGGAGGAAGACAGCGGGUCAGAAGAGGACGAACCUCAACCCAAAAAAUCAAAGAUGGCGGCGCCUGUUCAGGCUCGAGGGAAAACCGUGGUGGAAAAAAAGCCAGCGGCAGCAGCAGUCGUCAAACAGACCAACACUGAGGUUAUAGCGAAUAGCACUAAUGAAGAUCUGAAGAAAGAUGCUGCCAAAAAUGCACAGAAAGAUAAAGGGAUUCUGGUUGAGGCCAAAGUAAACGGCGAGUGGUUCACGGGUCGUGUAACCGCAGUAGAGACGGGAAAAGACAACGUGCGCUGGAAAGUCAAGUUCGACUACGUUCCCAUGAACACUCCAAGAGAUCGCUGGGUGUUUAAGGGAAGUGAUGAUGUCCGUCUUAUGCGUCCCGCCUCCCCAGAGUCACGGAGUCCAGACACCAAUCAGGGACCAGCACGAUCUGUGACUCCGCCCACCGCUGCUGAACCCGACACCACUCAGAGCGGGCCAAGCAGAGAGACGUCAGAAGGCCUGGUGACCAUGAUGAGGACGUUGCUACGCUAUUUUUUCCCUCCGGACUUUCGAAUCCCCAAGGAUUCUGUGAACACUAUGAGUGCUGAGGACCUUGUGGCCUUUCCCAUCAAGGAGUAUUUCCAGCAGUACGAGGCCGGACUGCAGAGUCUGUGUAAUUCCUAUCAGACUCGGGCAGAAUCCAGAGCUCGAGCCGUGGAGGAGAAAAGCAGCGGAGCAGAAACCAAACUCCGGGAGUCAGAAGAGAAACUCCGCAAACUCAGAACCAACAUCGUCGCUCUCCUGCAGAAAGUCCAGGAGGACAUUGAGAUCAGCAGUGACGAUGAGCUGGACGCCUAUAUUGAAGAUUUGGUCACAAAGGGAGAGUGAGACUCUGCAUCUACUGUUUUACCUUCAUCUUCAUGGUCUAUCUUUUGUUUCUUGCGUUCUGACGGCGGACUGGAGAUGAUUACUGGUCGGCUGCGUCUUCAUCCCUAUUUACCGUGACUGAACUCUAAUGCAGCAAGAGCUUCAUUUACAAUUUCAACACCACUUUGGUUUAAACGCCUCUCAUCCAUCAACUCGGGCUUGGAGUUUGAACUUGUGGGCCGCUGGCGAUGAUGAGAGAUUUGAAUGGUUUCAUAAAACCUGCGGUUUGACGACUUUGUUUGGUUUUACUCUGAAUAGAGGUUUUGAGUUCACUGUUUUUUAUUUUUAGGGUCUCAGUGUUCUAAAGCUUCAUUCUCCAACCGGUUUCAGCUGUUCUCACAGCUCACACGGACUCCUUUCAAUCCAGUUCAACAUUUUGAGUUUUAAAAUGGGCUUUAACCUGCUGCUAUGUUAUCCAAAUCGUCAAAAGUUUUGAGUUACUUCCCAUUUCGUUUUUCCAUGUAUGUGGAUGUGAUAUUCAGUUCGUUAUUUUUAAUCUUUCAGUUUCCGUUUUUUGGAAUAAACACUGAUAGGAUGCUGUUAACCUCUUCAGUUACAGUAUUUAGUCGUCAUCUUUAUAACUGAGAAUAUUUUUUAAAAAGUUUUAUUAAAACAGUCCAAUAAAGUUUAGGAUGUACAUAG